Molecule: messenger RNA, 2161 nt
Organism: Oryzias latipes (Japanese medaka)
Lineage: Eukaryota; Metazoa; Chordata; Actinopteri; Beloniformes; Adrianichthyidae
Product: cell surface A33 antigen
Cellular component (GO): plasma membrane
Source: RefSeq, a predicted model, not a curated record
UGUGGCAGCAGGGGCAUCUCAGUCAGGAGUUUCGACAGUGCAGUGCUUAGUUAUAGGUGUUUUCGGUUCUCCCCUUUCAAAUCAAGUAAAAGCUCCAGAAAUACUGGAGCAAAAGUUGUAUUUGGCCGAUUGAAGUUCAUCCUUUACCAUGGAGAGCGGCGUGUUUACCUUUUUGCUUCUGUGUACUGUGUGGUUAAAUGUUGAAGCCCUUAGUGUAAGUAUUCCUCAGAAAUCGUAUGAUGUUCCCAGAGGAGGCAACGCCACAAUACCCUGCACAUUUAAAACAACGGUCCAAAACCCAAAAUCUGCAGUUAUCACCUGGUCUAGGAGGCCUAACCAACCUGAUGCUGAGGAUGUGGUAAUCCUUACCUACUUUUAUCCCGACGAAAGCUUUGAUUUGUCAGAAAGUUUUGAUCCAACGCGAUUUUCCAUUGAUGCAAAGGUCCUGACAGGCCAGGCUAAUCUUCUGCUCAAAUUCCUCAAAUUUGAAGAUAGCAUGCUCUAUGAGUGCCGUGUCCAGGUUCGAGGGGAUACUACAGGGAACACGGCUGCUAUAACAAAUGUGGUGGUUUUGGUGCCUCCAACCAAGCCCAUCCUCAAUGUGCAGGGAAAGCCUGAGUACGGCCAGAACAUCAAUCUCACCUGUGUGUCUGAGGAAGCUUCUCCCUCUCCCACAUACAAGUGGGAAAGUUAUGAUGUUCUGAACAAUCUUCGUCCUCUAGACCCCAAAUCUACUGUCAAGGGAGGAAUAUUGAGUCUUUUUAACGUAACCAAAGAGACGUCGGGAUACUACAUCUGCACAUCCACCAACAAAGUUGGCUCUGCUUCAAGCAACUUCACGCUCUCGGUUUUGCCGCCAUCCCUGAACAUUGGCAGUACUGCAGGAAUCAUUGGUGGAGUUGCUGCCGCUUUGAUUUUACUGGUUAUCAUCAUCUGUUGCUGCUACUGUAGAAAGAAAAAACAACAGGAGGAGGCUUAUGCGAUGGGAGCUCCUGAGUACACUGACAAAGACCCAGACGGAAAUGAUGAAAAUCACCACCCUCAAGAGAGCUCAGUGGUUUACAGUGAUUCCAAGGGCCCCAUAACUCGACGGGAUCAAUAUGAGGAAAAGUCAGAGCACAAUGAUGACAGGCGCAGUGACAUUAAUGAUCGACGCAGAGAUUAUGAUGACCGCCGCAGUGACUUUGAUGACCGCCGCAGUGACUUUGAUGACCGCCGCAGUGACAUCAAUGACCGUCGCAGAGAUUAUGAUGACCGGCGCAGUGACUUUGAUGACCAACGGAGCAACUACAGCGACCGUCGUGACAAGUACAGUGAUCGCAAUGAGCGCUAUGAUGACGACCGCCAUUAUGAUGAUGAGCGCCGUUAUGACGAUCGUAGAGGGCAGCGCUAAGACAACGAUGGCUGCUAACUAAAACAGAUCAUUAGUACAACUUUAGAGGCCACAAAGCAAGGUUAGAGUAAGACUAUCCAGCAGAUUGAGAUGCAUUAAAACCACCUCUGUCUUGUAUUUAGUGGUUGUGCAGAUGAUUGCCGUUAUCAAUCUAUUGAUCACAACUGAAAAAGCUAAAAAACAAUGUCAACUAAAUUUUAAAACUUUCUAAGUUCCUCAGGACAAUCUGCUAUAUCUUCAGCUCUAAUUGUGCAAUUGAAGACUUGACAGGCAAUAACACAUUCAGUAGAAAAUUCAAUCCCAGUUUAGCUUGAUAUCAGGUUUUUGAAGCAAUUAUUGUUGGAUAGGGUGAAUCUACUUCUGUAGGACUAAAUAUAGCCACAGAUGGCAUUGUAAAUAUAUUUUUUAAUAGCAUAAUUUUGAUAAAAUUACGAAAUGUAAAAGGACAUUGAAAUGUAUGUAAUGUUGGUAAUGUCUUCUGGGGACCAUGCAACAUUGUAUUAGAAUAACUGCUUCAUGACUACUUCUUCAAAUAGGACAAUUCUACACAGUGACUUCUUUAACUAUUUGUGUAACUGUAAAGAAUUUUCAUGAGAAAUUUUUAACUUGGAGUGUUCAGUAGGAGAACAACUAUUUGUAAAUUAUUCUUAUAUCUUUCUAUUUUUGCAUGCAAGUAUUGAUAUUCUCAUGUCUGAUAACCUCUGGGGUUGGUAACGGGGUCAUUUUAGUUGUAUUGUUUUAAUAAAGCUUCUUAUGUAUACAUUUAAA